CCCUUCCCCCUCCUGCAUUCAUUUUCAAAUAAUUUGGCCAUAGCAGUAGCAGCACACAGUGCAGGACAGUAAAGAUCGCGUGUCCCUCUCACCCGCGGUCUCUUUGCACAAUGAACCGGACAUUCUCGUCGAAGAUCCCAAAGAAACCUUCUCUAUCACUAGCACCUGCGAAGAACGAAGACGGCAACCAGAGGAGGAAGAAGCAGAGUACUUCUCAAAACCAGUUUCAGGACCUCGAUGCCAUUUCUAGUUGCAGCAAUAGCAAUUGCAGUGAGGCUUCUUCUGCGUCUAUUGAAGUUCCUAGAGGUUGCCUCAGGUUUUUUCUCUCUCACCACUCUUCCUCUAACUCUUCCUCUCCUUCUUCUAAUUCGAAGUCGAAAAUUCCUAUUGAAAGACCCAAAACUCUCUCCAAAACCCCCAAAUCAGCCCCAAAUGGAAGAUUCUCAAAGCUAUCAAAAUCCAAGACCUCAAAGGAAAACAAUCUGUCAAAAUCAACUGUUGAAGAAAAGCCAGAUAGACAAGUAUCACAGAAAGCGCCGAGAUUCAAGAAAAACCCACCUUGCUUGUACCAGUGGCAAUCUGGGAAAAAAACCCAUUCUAGAACUGCUCAAAAGUCGAAAAAUUUUGUAGUCUUGAACAACUGUGGCGACUCUGCGAAUAAGCUGCCGUUUGGAUCUGAAGGAAAAAGCCUGGUGAGGAUGGUUGAUGAUCCACGUGAGGCCACUGAGCUCAAACCACGGGAUGCUGAUGCAACUUGUACUCCUUUAACUAAGACAUCAAAUGGGUCAGCUUUGGAUUGCGAGGUUGGAAAGGUUGUGGAGGAGAGCUCAAACAAGAGUAAUAGUAAGACACCUCCUAUUCAGGCCUCUCUGUCGCCUGAGAUACAAUGUGGGUCAGUAGUCUCGACCGCGAUCACACCUACUUGUUAUGGUGCUGGCCACAUUGUUUCUGGGGUAGCUGACAAGAGGAAGUGUAAGCCUAGAGGGGUUCUAACUGUAGGAGAACAUGAUUUUAGCUUUGGCGGAGUUAAGCCUUUUGAUAGUUUUGAUGGUGAUGAAGAAGAAAAUGCUAUAGGAAUUGGUGAUGAUUCGACUGUUAUCCAUGAACCCACCGAGGCUUCGAUGCAUUGGCUUCUAUCUCCAUGUAAUGAGGAGGAUGAGGGUCAGAAGGAGAAUUCAGAAGAUGAUGGGUCAUGUAGACGUCGGCGGUUAGGAGGGCAUGAUAUAAUCCAUUCUCCUUCCUCACCGUCAACUGGUCAAGGGUUUUGUUCAGAUAAAGGUAAUAAGGGUAAUACGGAAAGUACUACUAAUAAUAACAGGAGAAGGGACACCUAUUUAAUAUCUCCAAAUGUACUUCCUGAAUUUGAAGGGUUAUCCACCGCGUCUUCUCCUCAUGCGACACCUAUUUGGGAAGCUAUCACUGCAAAAGAAAGUAGAGAAAACUUUUUCGAUCUUGAAGGUAAAAAUUCUCCAUUCUCCAUGGACUCUUUGGGUAGUGGAAAUGUUAUGCGAACCCCGCAAUCAGAAUCGAGCUCAGGUAGACUUGUUGGCCUGUCAUGGUUAAAUGAAGACAGUUACAAGAAAGAUCACUUUGAAUCUGAACUCAAUUUGGUGGCAGAAGUUCUUCAAAUGACAAGCUUGUCUCCCAAGAGCCAUAUAUCAAUCGGGGGUUCUUUUGACUCAAGUUUCCAAUUUGAUUGUCUAACUACUUCUUCCAGGUCCAUUGAUCUUACCCAAUUUCAGAAAAUUUUGGAUGACCAGGCUUCCUGGCUUUCUAAUUCUACUUUGGAUAACGUAUCACAAUCCCAGAUGAGAAUAUCAUGGAGGGACGGAUUAGUUAGCCGGAUAUAUGAGAUGGAUGAUUUCGAUUGUUGCAGAUGCUUGUCAGAUGAAGAGGAAGAUGCCAAUGGCUGCAGUGACGACCAGUUAAAAUCCUGUCGGAGUCCCGAUGCCAAUGUUGAUGUAGCAAGUGAUCAGACAUUAACUAUCAACUCUAGGUCUACUGAAUUUGUAGAUAAUGAACCGAGAACUGAGGGGAACGGUAAAGAACAGUUUCCUUCUCAGAUAUCAUGUCCCUGUGUAGAAUCCAUAAGCACUGAUGGAGGUGGCCUUGUUGCUUCGAGGGAUUCAGAUUGGACUCUCUGCUACAAGAACCAUUUGUUUGAAGUAUAAUCUACUACCUUCUCUCAAAUAGUUCUAAUUCUAGUAGAGUACAGCUAACUAACCUGAGUACAAAGAUGGAUUUUCUUGGUGUUAACUUAGAAUUACUACUCAAGAACCCCUCUUUUAUUCCAUUCUUUCAAUGUUUUGAGUGUUGUGUUUGCUUCAAUUUCUUCAGUUAAAUCUUUGCUUUUCAUUGUUAG
This is a messenger RNA of Juglans microcarpa x Juglans regia, 2362 nucleotides long. RefSeq lists its product as uncharacterized. The record is from RefSeq and is a predicted model, not a curated record. Bases 111 to 2171 code for a protein of 686 amino acids. Lineage: Eukaryota; Viridiplantae; Streptophyta; Magnoliopsida; Fagales; Juglandaceae. The transcript has a single exon.